CAACCAUGCAGCUGACGCUUCUUUUCAAUAAGUACCCAACAGUGACCACCGUAGACAGUACCAUAAGCAAGGUCAACGCUCUUAACUAGUUUUAAUUGAAUUUCUGUGGCAAAAUGAUCAAGCUAGCUGUUAUUCUGUAAUAUGUUAGCUGGACCUCUCAGAAGAUGUAAAAGAACAUGGCCAAUUUUAUUGUUUUUUAUGACACUAGUGAUAGUUGUGUUAUGGAUUAAUGCUAAUAAAGAAGACGAGAUACAUCCUAAGCACAUAUUUAGAGAUAACCACCAAGAAGAAUAUAUAGACAAGAAUGGCAUUAAAGUAGUAAUAGGUCACUAUAUAGGUAACCCAGUAAAAAAAAUCCCAAAUGCUAGCUACGAUAUGAUCAAUACUAACCACUUCGACCCCCAACCCUAUGCGGGAAAAAAUGGUAAUCCCGUAGUAAUUGAGGCAAAGGAUUUAUUAGAAAUGCAACAGUUAUUCCAGAUAAAUAGGUUUAAUUUACUCGCUAGUGAUAAAAUUCCGUUAAACAGGAGCUUACCAGAUUAUAGAAGGAAAAAAUGUGCCUUAAAAUACAAUGAUUACUUAACUUACCCAAAGGCAAGUGUUAUUAUAGUAUUUCAUAAUGAGGCAUGGUCGACACUUUUAAGAACCGUUUGGAGUGUUAUAAACAGAUCGCCAAAAGAAUUGUUGGAGGAGAUCAUACUCGUUGAUGAUGCUAGUGAAAGAGACUUUCUAAAAAAACCCUUGGACGACUACGUCAAAACCCUUCCAGUCAAGACUGACAUCCUGCGCAGUUCUGAACGCAUAGGCCUGAUUAAGGCUAGACUUAAAGGAGCUGAAGUAGCGUCAGGUGAAGUUCUAACAUUCCUGGAUGCACAUUGUGAAUGCACCCAAGGUUGGCUAGAAGCCUUAUUAUCUGUGAUAAAAAACGAUAGGAAAACUGUCGUUUGCCCCGUAAUUGAUAUUAUCCAUGACGAUUCGUUCGCUUAUAUUAAAAGUUUCGAGCUACAUUGGGGAGCUUUUAAUUGGAAUUUGCAGUUUAGAUGGUACACUUUAGGUGGAAGAGAAAUGAGCCAGAGAAAAAUAGAUGCCACCAAACCGUUUCCAUCACCAACAAUGGCAGGAGGGUUAUUUGCCAUAGAUAAAAGUUAUUUUUACGAAAUUGGGUCAUACGACGAAGGCAUGAACAUCUGGGGUGGAGAAAACUUGGAAAUGUCUUUUAGGGUCUGGCAAUGCGGAGGGCGAAUAGAGAUCGCUCCUUGUUCCCAUGUUGGACAUAUAUUCAGAAAAUCUUCACCCUAUUCAUUUCCAGGGGGAAUAAGUAAGACAUUAUUCGCCAACCUGGCUAGGGUAGCUCUAGUAUGGAUGGAUGAAUGGGCAAAUUUGUACUUUAAAUUUAACAAUCAAGCAGGAAGUAUAAAGGAUGCACAAAACGUCACUUCUCGUUUGGAGCUAAGAAAAAAGUUGCAAUGUAAAAAUUUUGAGUGGUAUUUGGACAAUGUGUGGCCUCAGCAUUUCUUUCCUAAAGACGAUAGGUUUUUUGGGAGGAUAAGAAAUGUUGGUGAAGAUCUGUGCUUACUGAAGCCUGAAAGGAAGGGAUUAUCAAAUCAGCCAAUGGGAUUGGCUAAGAUUGAUAGGUGUUUAGAGGACGAGAUUCCUGACGAACUCUUCGUAAUGACGAAAGAAGGAUUCAUUAUGACAGACGAUUCGAUUUGCUUAGACGCUCCAGAAAAAGAGGGUCUUGGUCCCUCAAAAGUAAGAAUAAUGGCUUGCAGCUCUUAUUCUAGACAAAAAUGGGUAUAUGACAAGGAGACUAAAGAACUUCGUCAUUAUACAAACCAAAAGUGUCUAGAUGUGCUUAGUUCCUCAUCUACUACGGAUGACUUAAUUAUCACCAAAUGUACUGGAAAAGCAACGCAACAAUGGAAUUUCGAACCCGUAUCAUGGAAAUAAUAUUUAUUUUAAUAUGAUACUAUUAAUGUGAACAUAAGCUUUUUUUUUAAUUCACAUACAUAAGAACAAAAAUUAAUUAAAAGUUGUGUUUCA
Molecule: messenger RNA, 2043 nt
Organism: Anthonomus grandis grandis
Lineage: Eukaryota; Metazoa; Arthropoda; Insecta; Coleoptera; Curculionidae
Product: polypeptide N-acetylgalactosaminyltransferase 1-like
Exons: 10
Coding region: 142-1950 (602 amino acids)
Cellular component (GO): Golgi apparatus
Source: RefSeq, a predicted model, not a curated record